CUCUUACUGCGGGAGAGAGCGGAUUGGCCCUGCAGGUUGGAGCCUCUUAGAUCGCUUGUCAGCGACCUCAUAGACGACAGAGAUGCGGGCGUCCAUCGUGAUCUCGCUGAUUGGCCUCGUGGGCGCAGCUCUCGGCAUUGGGACCCUGACCGACGACGACCUGCGCAGACUACCGUCUCCCGGCGACGAUUUCGAUAUUCAUAAUGGGAAGCUCCUAGCUCCGAUCCUCAUACCGCGAGUGCCCGGCACUGAAGGACAGAGAAAGACACAGCAACACUUUGUCGACUUCUUCACGGCCAGCCUACCAGAUUGGGAACUCCUCUGGCAGAACUCAACCUCCAAGACGCCGGCGACUGGAAACAAUGAUAUACCCUUCUCAAACAUCAUUCUGCGCCGCGAUCCGCCAGGGUUCCGCGAGGGAGAAGUCGGCAGGCUGACGCUGGUGGCGCAUUAUGAUAGCAAGAUGGACCCCAAGGAUUUCAUUGGGGCCACGGACAGCGCGGCGCCGUGUGCGAUGCUGAUGCACAUUGCGAGGAGCAUCGAUGGGGCGCUCAAGUCCAAGUGGGAUGCCAAGGUUGCGGGCGACGGCUUUGACGAUGACUUGGAACCUGGUGUUGGGGUGCAGAUCCUCUUGCUGGAUGGAGAGGAGGCUUUCGUGCGCUGGACGCAGACGGACUCGCUGUACGGCGCAAGAUCAUUGGCUGAGACGUGGGAGUCUGAGUUUCAUCCUUCCAUGUCAACUUUCAGGACGCCUCUGCAUUCCAUCAGCCUCUUUGUUCUCUUGGAUCUUCUCGGGUCGCCUAACCCCCGUGUGCCAUCCUACUUUCUAACCACCCACUGGGCGUACCGGAACAUGGCGGCACUGGAGAAGCGCAUGCGGGACCUGGGACUGCUCGAAUCCAAUCCUGAUGGCCCGUUCCUACCAGACGCAGAGAAGCGUGCCGAUAGGUUUGGCUAUGGAGGCAUCGAGGAUGACCACAUUCCCUUCCUCAGACGAGGUGUCGACAUUCUCCACUUGAUUCCCAGUCCAUUUCCUGAAGUGUGGCACACAAUGGCGGAUGAUGGUGAGCAUCUUGACAUGCCGACUGUGAUGGAUUGGACAAAGCUCGUCCUGGCAUUCACGGCAGAGUGGAUGGACUUAUCCGGACACUUCCCGAAGGCCGCCUCCAAGGAGAAGAGAAGUGAAACGACGAUUGAGACCAGCAAAAAAACAGAAUUAUGACUACGUUAGGGGGAAGGUUUAUGAUCAGUAGAUAUGGUUGCUUGUUGAUUGACCCCGGCCGUUGUAGACCACAGCCAGAGGAUACGACUUGUUGCGUCCAAACUUGUAGCUAUCACGAAGCUGGCAUUGUAUUUAGCACUGCCGUGUAUAUAUCGAUAAAAUUCACAGAAAGUAGCAUUCAUAGUGAUUUAUCAAUGGACAAUGCCUUAGUUGCUUAG
Trichoderma virens Gv29-8 is the source of this 1440-nucleotide messenger RNA. RefSeq lists its product as uncharacterized. The transcript is spliced from 2 exons. Gene Ontology annotation, molecular function: zinc ion binding; glutaminyl-peptide cyclotransferase activity. Bases 83 to 1222 code for a protein of 379 amino acids. The record is from RefSeq and is a predicted model, not a curated record. Lineage: Eukaryota; Fungi; Ascomycota; Sordariomycetes; Hypocreales; Hypocreaceae.